AUGCAGAUCUUUGUCAAGACUCUCACAGGGAAAACCAUUACUCUGGAUGUUGAGCCAUCAGAUACCAUCGAAAAUGUGAAGGCAAAGAUCCAGGAUAAGGAAGGCAUUCCUCCUGAUCAGCAGCGUCUCAUUUUUGCCGGCAAGCAGCUGGAGGAUGGCAGGACACUUUCUGAUUACAACAUUCAGAAGGAGUCAACCCUUCAUUUGGUUCUGCGUUUGAGGGGUGGCAUGCAGAUAUUCGUGAAGACUUUGACUGGCAAGACAAUCACAUUGGACGUUGAGCCAUCAGAUACCAUCGAAAAUGUGAAGGCAAAGAUCCAGGAUAAGGAAGGCAUUCCUCCUGAUCAGCAGCGUCUCAUUUUUGCCGGCAA
Messenger RNA from Cyclospora cayetanensis, 371 nucleotides. Its product is annotated as polyubiquitin. The annotation marks the transcript as partial. Gene Ontology annotation, molecular function: ubiquitin protein ligase binding; protein tag activity. The transcript has a single exon. Lineage: Eukaryota; Apicomplexa; Conoidasida; Eucoccidiorida; Eimeriidae. Gene Ontology annotation, biological process: modification-dependent protein catabolic process; protein ubiquitination. The record is from RefSeq and is a predicted model, not a curated record. Gene Ontology annotation, cellular component: cytoplasm; nucleus.